GUGAGGAGAAAGCGGAGCGGCAUGGAGGGCCAUCCCCUCCUCAACAACCCCCGCUUCCCCCGUCCGGGCCGAGGGGCAUUGAUCAGGUAAUAGGGCUUCCGGACCACAUUGGCCCCGAAGGCUUGGCCAGCUGAUGCCCCGCAGGGAGAAGACAGACAGGCCGCUCGUGGAGGCAGCAGGCGCUCGGUGGCUGAAGAGAGGAAGAUGGGAUAGGCCAGGCACGGCUCAGUCUCUCCACCCAGUUCCACGGUUAACAUGACAACUGGCUGAACGUGCCUGGCUUCCAAGAGGAAAACUGAAGCCAGCAGAGUGGGGGGGAGGGGUUUUGUGCCACAUCCCUCCCCCCCCAGGACUCCUCCCCUCCGGCCCCCCCCCCCCCCCCCAAUCUGCGAGUACACUCCUCCUCGAACUUUGGACUCGGGUAAAGGAGCAGCAGGGAGAGCAACAGGCCACAUUGGUGCAGAUGGGUUCAGUUCCUGCUUCUCUGGGAAGACGAGAGCUUGCGAGGAUCCCAGAACCCCAGACGAAGAGGAUCCAGGUGGCGAAUGCAGAGAAGCUGCCCACAAUCUAGGUCCAUGGCUGCCGUCUGAGCCGGCGUCUAGGCAGAAGUCCCUCAGACGGAGGGCGGGGGGGUGCCGAGCAGAGGAGGAGCGGCGGGAGGCCCCCCGUCCCUAGCUGCCAUCCCCGCGCCCCGCUCCCCGCCCUGGCCGCGGGGCCAGGAUGCUGAAGAAGCAGCCUGCGGGGCUGGUGCUGUGGGGCGCCAUCCUCUUCGUGGCCUGGAACGCCCUGCUCCUCUUCUUCUUCUGGACCCGCCCGCCGCCCGGCGGCCUCGGCCCGGCCGCCCCCUUCGCCGACGACCCUGCCAGUCUAACCCGCGAGGUGAUCCGUCUGGCCCAGGACGCCGAGGUGGAGCUGGAGCGCCAGCGGGGGCUGCUCCAACAGAUCCGGGAACACAGUGCUCUCUGGAGCCGGCGGCGGGCCGGACCGGCGGCGGAGGCCACGACGGGCGGCCCCCCGGCCCGCCCGUCCCCCACCCCGGCCCCCGCCGCCCUCCCGGUGCUGGUGAUCGCCUGCGACCGCAGCACGGUCCGCCGCUGCCUGGACAAGCUGCUCCACUACCGGCCCUCGGCCGAGCGCUUCCCCAUCGUCGUCAGCCAGGACUGCGGGCACGAGGAGACGGCCAGGGUCAUCGCCUCCUACGGCGACGCGGUCGUGCACAUCAAGCAGCCGGACCUGGGCGACCUCCCCGUGCCCCCCGAGCACCGCAAGUUCCAGGGCUACUACAAAAUCGCGCGCCACUACCGCUGGGCCCUGAGCCAGAUCUUCCGCACUUUCAAGUACCGGGCGGCCGUGGUGGUGGAGGAUGACUUGGAGGUGGCCCCGGACUUCUUCGAGUACUUCCAGGCCACCUACCCGCUGCUGCGGGCCGACCCCUCGCUCUGGUGCGUGUCGGCCUGGCACGACAACGGCAAGGAGCAGAUGGUGGACGCGGCCCGGCCCGACCUGCUCUACCGCACGGACUUCUUCCCCGGCCUGGGCUGGCUCCUGCUGGCCGAGCUGUGGGACGAGCUGGAGCCCAAGUGGCCCCGGGCCUUCUGGGAUGACUGGAUGCGGCGGCCCGAGCAGCGGCGGGCGCGGGCCUGCCUGCGGCCCGAGAUCUCGCGGACGCUCACCUUCGGCCGCAAGGGGGUCAGCCACGGGCAGUUCUUCGACCAGCACCUCAAGUUCAUCAAGCUGAACCAGGGCUUCGUGCCCUUCUCCCAGCUGGACCUGUCGUACCUGCAGCGGGAGGCCUACGACCGGGACUUCCCCGCCCGGGUGUACGCCGCCCCUGUGCUCCGGGUGGAGGACCUGCAGGCCAACCGGCAGCGGGAGCUGGGGGAGGUGCGCGUGCAGUACAGCAGCCGGGACAGCUUCAAAGCCUUCGCCAAAGCCCUGGGGGUCAUGGACGACCUCAAGUCGGGCGUCCCCCGGGCCGGCUACCGGGGCAUCGUCAGCUUCCUCUUCCGGGGCCGCCGGGUGUACCUGGCCCCACCGGAGGACUGGGCCGGCUACGACCCCAGCUGGAGUUAGCGGUCGGGGGGAGGGUUGGGUGGUGGCCCUUCCCCCACCUCCCCCUGCCGCGGGAAGAGCCGGGACCCUGGGUUGGAUCUCCUCCUUCUCCUCCUCCUCCUCCUCGGUGGUUCUGUUUUCUCAUCCUUAUCGUUGCUGUUUUUCUCCACCCUUUCCGAGAGGCAUUCGAGUGCAUCUUCUCCCCCGGGAUGCGGGCAGGGAGGGUUGGGGGCCACAGGCCAGAGCUCAUCCAAGCGGGGAGGAGGAUCCAGCUGGCUCGCAGCCAGGGAGACGGCGCAUCCUUCGUGCUCUGGGAUAUUGUCUGUUUCCACUCCCUGCCUGAGAACCUGUACCCUCUCCCCGCCAAGGGCCGGCGGGGAGGGGGCUAACAGCCCGGCUUUCUCCCUCCAGCCUCCCCUUUGGGGGUCCCCCCUCAGCAGUCCUGUCCCUCUCGUCCUGGGCUCACCCCAUCUCCUGGCUCUGGGAGGCAGAGCUGCAUGGUCUCCGACCCCCAGAGCCCGGGGACCGUGACUGUGGCCAAAACGAGACACCAAAGGGAAAUUGGGCUUGGGUUGUUCAAUAUUGUCAUUCGUUUUUCUUUCUCAUCUCUGUCUCCCUUACGUCUCUUACCGCCAUCUGCGUGUUUUGAGGCCUCCUCUGUUUUCUCUUGCUCCACCCGGAGCCUCACCUCCGUCUCUCUACCCCUGCUUCAGUCAAGCUCCCGCUGGCUUUAAAGAAAAGAAAUUUGGAGGUGGGAAGGGUCUUUCCAGUCUCUGGUGUGGUGAGGGGAAGGGUGAAGAUGGGGAUAUCAUCUUCAUCUGUUCUCAGUUCCUCCCAGUUGCUUUUGACAUGACUGGAUGGGGACUCUGGCCAAGCCUGGGGAAGAGGAACCAGAAUCCUCUCCCCUUCCCCCCUCAACAUACACACUCCCGCCCUCUCCAACCUUUUUCUCAGAAGAACAGGGCUGAGGCACUUUAGCCGUUCACUCGAGGAGCUGCUUCCUCUUCUGGGACUGACGUGGCUGGACUCCUCUCCCCCAGCAGUGGAAUCCUGGAAAGUGGGGAAUGGCCAUCUGCAACGCCCGUUCCCCCACAAAACACCUCAACCUAGCAGACCAGGUGGGGCCUACUGGGCUAAUGCGGGGGUAGCUCAUGUCUGUUUUUUUUGUUUCUUCAUUCCUUCCUGACCUUGGCUCCAUGGAAGAAAAUUUGAAGGUGCAGAAUUAUUUUCCACAAUAAAAUACAGGCCGACCUAA
This is a messenger RNA of Tachyglossus aculeatus (Australian echidna), 3307 nucleotides long. It is a transcript of the gene MGAT1, whose product is annotated as alpha-1,3-mannosyl-glycoprotein 2-beta-N-acetylglucosaminyltransferase. Gene Ontology annotation, biological process: protein N-linked glycosylation. Lineage: Eukaryota; Metazoa; Chordata; Mammalia; Monotremata; Tachyglossidae. Gene Ontology annotation, cellular component: Golgi apparatus. Gene Ontology annotation, molecular function: alpha-1,3-mannosylglycoprotein 2-beta-N-acetylglucosaminyltransferase activity. The record is from RefSeq and is a predicted model, not a curated record. Bases 721 to 2073 code for a protein of 450 amino acids. The transcript is spliced from 3 exons.